Molecule: messenger RNA, 2195 nt
Organism: Abrus precatorius (Indian licorice)
Lineage: Eukaryota; Viridiplantae; Streptophyta; Magnoliopsida; Fabales; Fabaceae
Product: probable choline kinase 2
Exons: 9
Coding region: 385-2061 (558 amino acids)
Biological process (GO): phosphatidylethanolamine biosynthetic process; phosphatidylcholine biosynthetic process
Cellular component (GO): cytoplasm
Molecular function (GO): choline kinase activity; ethanolamine kinase activity
Source: RefSeq, a predicted model, not a curated record
AAAGCGGAAGUCUAAUUUUAAGAUGGAGUUUGCAGCCCCCCCCAUCACCACCACCUUUGGUCAUUGGCGGUGGAAAAGAAACUAGAAACCCCUUUCGAUUCCUUCACUAUAUAUAAACCCAUUUCCCUCGAACCAACCUCCCUCUCUCUCUCUCUCUCUCUCUCUCUCUCUUACACACACAUCAAACAACCUCUCUUCGCCGGCGGGGAUAUCUCCGGCCGCCACCCUGCGGUUCGCUUCCGAGUAUUCCUUUCAUUGCUUCUGGUCCUGUGCGUGUUGGAUGCGUCAUCACUUUUUCCGUCGAGGUCUUGUAAUCACAAGUAAAGGAAACUUGAUAUUUUCAGUUAAGGCUUGCUGUACUCAAAAGUUUUGGAAUCUUUCACAAUGGGUGCAACUGAAAAUCUUGUGGACAAUGCAACAGGUGCAGCAGAAAGUCCGGAAAACCACACCACUGGUCCUUUAGAAAAUCCUAUAUAUGACAAUGCUGGUUCUUCAGAAUCAGAAAAUCCUGUACAGGACCAAGCACUGGGUGCAGAAAAUGUUGUAAGUGAUCAAGUAGGUGGUGUGCAAAAUCCUACUAGAAAACAAGAGGGUAGUGCAGAAAAUCUGGUAAACAACCAAGCAGAUAGCGGAGAAGAUCCUGCAAAUUGUCAAGCAGCAGGUGUUGCAGAUAAUUCUGUAAACAACAAAGCAGGUGCUGCAGAAAUUUCUGUAAAUGAUGAAGUAGGUGCAUCAGAAAAUGCGGUGAAUGACAAAGCUGGUGGAGUAGAGAAUUCGUUAAGCAAACAAAUAGAUGCUACAGAAAGUCUUGUAACUGACAAACAAGGUCCUGCAGAAAGCCUAGUAGAAGAUGAAGCACAUGCUGUUGAAAUGUCUGUAAACAGCAAAGCAAAUGCUGUUGAAACGCCUGUAAGCAGCAAAGCAAAUCGACUUCCAGAAGAAGCAAAGGAGAUACUGAAAUCAUUGGCAAGUAAAUGGGAGGAUGUACUUGACCCAAAUGCAUUGCAAGUGAUCCCUGUCAAAGGGGCAAUGACGAAUGAGGUAUUCCAGAUAAAGUGGCCAACUACGACUGGGGAAACCUCACGAAAGGUUCUAGUGAGAAUCUACGGUGAGGGUGUGGACAUUUUCUUUGAUAGGGGUCAUGAGAUACAAACAUUUGAAUUCAUGUCAAAGAAUGGGCAAGGUCCUCGUCUACUAGGACGAUUUGCAAUUGGCCGUGUUGAAGAGUUUAUCCAUGCACGGACAUUAUCAGCAUCUGAUCUUCGAGAUCCAUCUAUUUCUUCUCUUAUAGCGGCCAAAAUGAAGGAGUUCCAUGAUCUGGAUAUGCCUGGUGAAAAGAAAGUCCACCUUUGGGAUACAUUGCGAAAUUGGCUGAGUGAGGCCAAACGUUUAUCGUCCCCUCAAGAAGUUGAAGCGUUUUAUUUGGACACAAUUGACAAAGAAAUCUCUCUUUUGGAAAAGGAACUAUUGGGCACACACCAAUGGAUAGGAUUUUGUCACAAUGAUUUACAAUAUGGUAACAUAAUGCUUGAUGAAGAGACCAAUUCCUUGACCAUCAUAGACUAUGAAUAUGCUAAUUAUAAUCCUGUAGCAUAUGACAUAGCAAAUCACUUCUGUGAGAUGGCUGCUAACUAUCAUACAGAAGAGCCUCAUAUCCUUGACUACAGUAAAUAUCCUGAUUUUGAGGAGCGUCAAAGAUUUGUAAAGGCAUAUAUGAGUACCUCCGGUGAGCAACCUAGUGACAAUGAAGUGGAGCAGCUACUUCAAGAAAUUGAGAAGUACAACCUUGCAAAUCAUCUAUUCUGGGGAAUUUGGGGAAUAAUUUCGGCACAAGUAAACACAAUUGACUUUGACUACAAGGAGUAUGCCAAGCAGAGGUUUCAAGAGUACUGGGCAAGGAAGCCUUAUCUUUUAAUAAGUUCUGAUGCACAUUCUCCUUAUAAUGCGCCUGAGGGUACAGGAGAGCUAGCGUCGGCAUUGCCCACCAAAUCGAAGAACUCUGGUAUCCUCAGGAAGAUGAAGAGAGUUUUGGGUCUAGGCAUGUUCAGGUCCAAGAACUAGAACAAUAUCUCAGGCAGCUUUUUUUUUUUUACUUCCUCUUUUGGAGUGAAAUGUCAAAUCAGUAAAGUCAAGAAAAGACACAAAUAAUGUACUAAACAGACAUUACUUUUUGGUAUUAUAUUUGAUUCAUUUUU